CUGGCAUGGUAGUAUAAUUUAAUUUUUCCCUCGUCUCUCUCUCAUCCGAGAAACCCUCUUCUCUCUCUUUUGACGAUCUCUAUCUCUCUCUCUCUCUCUCUCUCUCUCUCUCUCUCUCUCUCGAUCAUCCAAAGAUUCCAAACCCUCCUCCUCCCGCCAGCGUCAUCCAACCUCCUCCCGCCGGAAGUCAAGUCUCCAACCUCCUCCCGCCGGCGUCAUCCAUCACCGACCGCCUCAUCUCCGCCUUCUCACCUCCAGAUUUGAGAUUUCCAGAUUCCGGCGACGUUCAAGCUUUUCCGGCCGUUUUCCGGCGACUCAGGCACAAUGUCCCUUGAGUGCUUGACGUGGAUUCCACAUCUUUGGGAUAAGCUAAUUUGUGCGCUUAAUGUCCGUAAGGAUAGUUUUGCCAUGCAAGAUUUUCCGAAGGAAAUCCUAAUUUGUUCGCUUAAUGUUCGAAAGGAUGGUUUUUCCAUGCAAGAUCUUCCCGAGGAAAUCCUUGUUGACAUCCUUAGUAGACUCCCUGGAAAUUGUGUGUUGGAACGUCGAAGGGUAUGCAAGCAAUGGUUGGCAUUAACUUCAACACCUAAUUUUCUUGAAAUGCAUCUUAAGAGAGCUACUCCAGUUCUUUUUGUGCAAUUUGUUGACCAUGUUGGGAAGAUGGACAUGUUUAUUUUUGACGAAGGAGCUAAAGUGAAUCAGAUGAUCAAGAAAAUGGGGGCCGAAUUUAUGCACUUGGAAGCGUCACAUGUGCCAGAUCUUUGUGGGUCGUGCAACGGGUUGCUUUUGUUCCGUUCGAUUAUUCCUAGUAGUUUAUGUUUGGUCUGCAAUCCUCUUACUGGGGAGAAAGUAACUAUAAGGACUCCGGUUCAUCCUGUUAUAGUAUGUGGGAUUUUCUUCCAUCCACUUACGAAUGACUACAAGCUGCUUUUUGUGUACUACAAGGUGCCUUUCACUUCCAGAGAGAGUGUUGAUAUCAAGUACUUUUUAUACAAUUUGAGAGGCCAAUGUUGGAGAAAACUUGAUGACUUUCCUUACCUACCGAGUGUAGUAGCUCCUCCGGCAAUACUUAAUGGAGCAGUGCAUUGGAUGGUUAACUGUUCUUUAAAUGACAUUGCCCGUGGUUCCGUUGGUUUCGUUACUUCCAUAAUGAUGUUUAACAUGGACACUGAAGAAUUUCGCUGUAUGCCUCAUCCAAGAUUGGAAUGUCCUGUAUGGAAGGUGGUUAAAUAUAUUCGACUCUUUGAGAUGAAAGGGAAAUUAGCUUUCUGUCGUGUGCAUAGUUCACAUGUCUACCUGUGGGUUUUGGAAGAUUAUGAAAACUGGAUUUGGGGGGAAAGAUACUCGGUCAACCUUCAUUCGUACGUGAAACGCUAUCCAUUAGAUAUUACUCACAUUGGUCCAAGGUAUACGGGCUCAUUAAUAACCGUUGUGGACAUCCAAAACGAUGAGUUGCUGUUUGACUAUAGGUCAAGAGGUCUAUUUAGAUACAACCUGCGUCAGAAGACUAUCAAACAAAUUAAUGGAGUAGGGAUGAAGCAAAUGCCCCUUUUGCCAUUUAGCGAUUCCAAACGUUAUAUCAUGUCUUAUACCAAAACUUUCGUCUCACCUAGUGGUUUUAAGUGACCAGAAUCCAAAGUUUGAAAUAUUCUUCUAUGGGUACUCUGUCCUUAGUCAAUUGUAAAAGGAUGACAGAAUUUCAAGAGUCUUUUUAUUUGUUUUUUCAACAGUUUGUAUCGUUUCUGCAUUCACAAAAGGGAGAUGAUAGGGGCACAUCAAUUUGUCACACCUCAACCACAUCUCUCUCACAUACAUGUGGGUCUCUAGUGGGUUUCUACCAAAUAUUGUGAAAUUUUCACACAUGCAUGUGAGAAAGAUAUGGUUGGGAUGUGAUAUAUUGAUGUGUCCCUAGCAUUUUACUUGUUUUUAAUAUGGGGGAAUGUCUUCUGCUUUUCUUCUGAAUUGAUUCAUGAAUUGGGAAGUUUGUACAAUGUGGAGGUUUGGAUAUUGGAAAUUCACUGUCAUGAUA
Messenger RNA from Rhododendron vialii, 2026 nucleotides. Its product is annotated as putative F-box protein At5g42430. Bases 325 to 1623 code for a protein of 432 amino acids. Gene Ontology annotation, molecular function: protein binding. NCBI's taxonomy places the organism in Eukaryota, Viridiplantae, Streptophyta, Magnoliopsida, Ericales, Ericaceae. The transcript has 2 exons. The record is from RefSeq and is a predicted model, not a curated record.